This is a messenger RNA of Phymastichus coffea, 2518 nucleotides long. RefSeq names its product maltase A3-like. Lineage: Eukaryota; Metazoa; Arthropoda; Insecta; Hymenoptera; Eulophidae. The transcript has 10 exons. The record is from RefSeq and is a predicted model, not a curated record. Bases 400 to 2460 code for a protein of 686 amino acids. Gene Ontology annotation, biological process: carbohydrate metabolic process.
GCUCAGUUGUGCCGUGGCCUACUCUCCCCGACUUACCUGCCCUCGGGUCCACUUCGCACUUUUUCUUUUUUUUUUUCACACGCGCGACAGGUGAAUAAGAAACGCAGAAAUAACUCUUUUGUGUUGCAUUCUUCUCGUGACCGGGUCGCUACUCUUACUUCGCUUUUCCAUUUCCAAAAAGUGCCGUAGUUUCUAGUUUUUUGGUAAAAUAUAAGUGCUUCUUAAUCUUCAAAUAUUGUCUCUCAUCCUAAGUUUUCUUUUGGCAAAAACUGACAGGCUUUCGAUAGAUGUGUUAAAACAAGAAGGCAAGGUUAAAAGAGGAGGUUUCCUCAUUGUCGUUGCUGGGUGCCAAAAAAUCUGUAUAGUCAAAGUUGCGUGAGCCACUUUGGCGGCGACAUUAUGUCGCCCCCGAUGAGUAAAGUUCCAUUACUUCUAAGCGCACUCCUACUACUUUUGCCUUGUAUUUCUGCGGGUGUUGUCGACACUACGACUGAUAUCGCCUCCACGACAGAAUAUGAUUCUAGCGACAUAAGCGCAACAUACAGUACUGAAAUCAAUGAAGUCGAUGAAGUAGAAAUUGAAAAGGAAAUUGAUGAAAAUGAUUGGCGCAAUAAUACACUCAUUUAUUACAUUUGGGUGAGGGCUUUUCGAGACAGUGACGGCGAUGGUAAUGGUGAUUUGCGAGGCAUUAUUAACCGUCUCGACUAUCUAUAUGAGCUUGGAAUAAAAACCAUAAGAUUGAGCCCUAUUUAUACAUCUCCAAUGAUUGAUUCUGGAUAUGAUAUUCAAAAUUUUACUGAUGUUAAUCCAAUGUUUGGAAAUAUGAUUGAUUUUGAAGAAUUGGUACAUAAAGCUCACAACAGAGAUUUAAGAAUUAUUUUGGAUAUUGUUCCAAAUCAUUCUAGCGAUCAACAUGAAUGGUUUACAUCUUCAGCAGUUACUUGUGCUGAAGACCCUUACGAUGACUAUUACAUUUGGGCUGAUGGCAUAGUCGAAGAUAACAAAGUAUUGCCACCAAAUAAUUGGAAAAAUAUUCACAGCGAUACAGAAGGAUCAGCCUGGACAUGGCAUCCAAAAAGAAGGCAAUGGUACUAUCACAGACUCCAUCAAACUGAACCAGAGCUUAAUUUAAGAAAUGAGAAUGUUAUUCAAGAAUUUUUGGAUAUCUUUGAUUUCUGGCUAGAAAAAGGAGUUGAUGGAUUUUCUAUUAGUGGUAUAUCUUACUUUUUGGAGGAUGAAAGUUUACGUGAUGAAAUAGAAGAUGACGAUAAUGAUAAUGAUGAAGAUAAUCACAAUACCUCUUGUUGCAUGGGUAUAUCAGAGACUGCUGAAAUACUAUUUAAAUUUCGAGAUCAUAUUGAUCAAUGGGUUCAGGAUAAUAAUGCAGAACCAAAAUUAUUACUUGGUGAAGUGGAUGAGUCUGAUGAUAACAUAAUCAAUUAUUACGGAAAUCAGACACAUUUAGGAAUCACACCACUAAACACCGUUUUGAUUACGAAACUGAAUAAGACAAGUGAUGCUAAAGACAUUAAAGAAGUUAUAGAAGAUUGGAUGGAGCGUAUUCCCGAAGGGGCUAAAACAAAUUGGAUUCUUUCUGAUCAAGACCAUUCAAGAGCGACAUCGAGACUCGAUUUAGAACUUAUUGAUGGUCUCAAUAUGCUUGCUUUACUGUUACCUGGCCAAGCAAUUACCUAUUAUGGUGAAGAAAUAGGAAUGGUGAGUGGGAACAUAUCACGAGAAGACUCAAUCGAUCUAACAGCUCUAGAAAUACUAGAAGAUUCUGAAGAAUUAUCAAGAGAUUCAUACAGGACACCUAUGCAAUGGGAUUCGUCAACCUCAGCCGGAUUUUCUUACAAUGAAAGCACAUUCCUACCAGUUAAUCCUGAUUAUAUUGAAAUUAAUGUCGAUAAACAGUUAAACGACGUAAAUAGUGACUUAGAGGCCUAUAAAAAACUGGCUGUACUUAGGCAAGGUCCAAUAUUUACAGAAGGAGACUAUCAAUUGGAUGUUGUAAACGAGGACAACGUUCUUCUUUUAAAGAGAACCAUAGGAAAUGAUUCUUGCAUUGCUAUUAUAAACUUUGGAUCAUCGAAAGAAAUAGUCAAUUUAACAGCUUUGUAUCCUGAUUUAGAAAAAGAUUUGCAAGUUAUGCUUGACUCCAGUAAUGCAGAUGUAGAGAUAGAAAAUGAUCAAGAUGAUGAUGACGACAUAGAAAAUGACUCUUUUAUACUAAAUGCUAAUGCAGCAGCUGUUCUCUGUGAUAAAGAAGAUUUUGAAGAAUUUAUCGAUGAUAUAAAUUCAAGUGAAAUUGAAUCUGCAAGUACGACGACAACGGAAGAACCUAGUUUGGUCAUUCCAGUUACCACAACUGAAGCCUCUACUCCAAGUUCAGCCUACACCAAAAAAGCAUUUCAGUUUGUGAUUAAUCUCCUCCUUUUGUCUGUUCUAAGAAUACUUUAAAAUUUAUCCAUCUUGUAAAAUUUUUACAAAAUUUUGUAUUAUUAAAGUGUUUUUUAUU